Molecule: messenger RNA, 7523 nt
Organism: Pocillopora meandrina
Lineage: Eukaryota; Metazoa; Cnidaria; Anthozoa; Scleractinia; Pocilloporidae
Source: the annotation of a GenBank genome assembly
CGCAGUGCAAUCGAUUCAAUUUUAUUUCUAGCUAUGGCAGAAAGCAACCUCCCAACAACGGGAGAAGAACUGGGAGUGAAAAAUGAGUCUCCAGCUACAGGUAAGAAAGGGCAAGGAAAGACUUCUUUAUGGUAAUUUUAUACUGUUUGUUGAUUAAGUAAACCUUAAUUCUGGUGCACAAUUUUUUUGAUCACUUCGACUCCAAGGUUUUAGGAAUCCACUAAUGAAAUACGCUAGUAUUAGAACGUUAGUUGUAAUUGCACAUAGUUGUGAUCACUAAUAAAGUUGAAAUAUCUUCUCGGUAAUUUCAGCGACAGAGAAAAGUCAAGUUACGUCAAGUGACGCUGAACUGGAUGAAGACGAUGACCUUUUAAGAGGUGAGAAAAGAUUUUUUGAAAGAAGUCCCCAUGAAGUUUUUCACAUUCACAUCAAAAUUUGCGUAUGUUCUAUGAAUAAGUUUUUGAAACAGCAAAAGAUUGUUUCUUCAAAUUUCAGACUUUGUUACCAGUAAAAUAAAAAACAAAGGAAGAAAACAAAUUGCCCUUAAUCAAAGAAGAAUGGGCCAAAAUUAGCCCACUAGACUUUGUAAAACUCGGUUUUUCUGAGUUUUAGAAGUGCUUACUUGUAAAUCAACACACAAUGUUUUGGAGAUUAACGAUGUAUCUACAGUUUGCACCUAAAAUGGAGGAUAUUUGCGUAGUAAGAGUAUUAUCCUUUUGCACUUGAAAAUAUUGUAAACUUGGUCAUUUUUAGUGUGAAAGUCACAUUCGGCAAGAGAGAGCUGUUGGUAUCCGUGGGCGAAUACCAAUUUUCGAAGUUUUGAAAAAUUUGCAAACGGAUAACUUUUUGAGGCCGCCAGAAGGAAAGCAUUUACGUUAACACAUUUUUUCCCCUUAUUGUUCAGUACGUGUUUGGCAGAAAUUUUUACGCAAUUUGAGAAUUCUACGGAGAAGAGGAGGCAUUUUGUCUCAGCCGUAUCGCCUGUUUUGGUCCUCUAAAUAUUUCACGCCCCUUUAGACAGUUAUGUCAACACCAGGCCCACGCUGUAAACCAUCAGCCAACAAAAUGUGGAGCCGCUGACUUUCACAACAGGCAAAAUAGUACUUCGCGGGAAAGUGAUACUUUCCCAAUCAAAUUUCUCCAGUUAGCCUCUUCGAGUAUGUUCUCAAUAGACAAUUACAUGUAUGAGAAAAACCAAGUGAUAAGAGAAAAAUACAAAAAAAAAACCUUUUUCCAGCGCACUUUUCUGAACUCUUGUCACUCUCAGACUCUCAGUACGAUGUUCUUUUUUUUCGUUAUCAGAACAUUCACAAGUUUUAACUUUUUUCGGUCCUGGCUUUGCUUUUCUUUAUGCAAUAACUUAUGGGGUUUGAUAUUCUAACAAGAAAUUUUGGAAAACGUAGCCCAUGUGUAAAAGGGUCUUUGGAAAGUCUCUCGACCUAAAUGUAAACCGAUCAGACUUGAUGUGGUUAUAGCCAAGCUACAGCUAAAACUCCAAAUAGCUUGCAUAUUUUAAGAAAAAAAAAUACACAGAGAAACUCUCCUGAAGGGCGAUUGUAAACAAAUUUGAGUUAAGGUAGGAUCUUCCGGUGAAACUUGUGAUAUUUUGGAGGAGUUUGGAAAGCCUCUCGACCUAAAUGUAAAUUGAUAAACUUGUGGUAAUAGCCAAGCUACAGCCCAGACUCCCAGCAGCUUGCACACAAACAAAAUGCACAGAUAUUAAACUUUUCUGGUUGUUUUUUCCCAUAGCUCUAAGCUCCUUUAACUUAAAAGUUCGUUUGGAUAUAUAGAGUUGGCACCAUCCGUCAAGGGUCGUAUCACUCAUUACUAAAUCAUUAAUACUAAAACGUUGUGUUUUUAGAAAUAGCGAAAGCUUGUCUCGAGGAAGGUAACAAAGAAUACAGACAAGGAGAAGCUAAUAACGCGAUAAACUCCUACACGGAAGGACUUCAAGUGAACUGCAAAGAUAAACGACUGAACGCCAAGCUUUACAGCAACAGGGCAACAGCUCAUUUCCGUUUGGGUAACAAUUUCAUAUGUAAACAUAAAUCUGUCGUGCAGCGUUACAAGAUAACGGAAUACACAAUCUGCAUCAAGAAAAGAAAAAAUUGAGCAAAUGUAGAAAAGUAGCGUAAAAACAUAAAUCGCCCUGUAGCGGAUGAAAAUUAAGCAAAGAAAUGAUCCUCGUUACAUUUUAAGCAACUGUAAUUUUUUAAGGCUUCUUUGUUGCAAUUCCAUAUGAUGACCACUUUUUAAAGCCUUAUUUCCUGAAUCUCAUAGAAAACUACGUGGAAUGUCUCGAUGGUGCAACAGUUGUCGUUCAGUUGGAACCCACAUUAAUCAAAGCUAUUAAGAAAGGUGGGUUUUUCAGACAUGAGCCAUCAACAUUCUAUUCUCUGAUUUCGUCAAAAGAGGAUUGUGUGGUUUGUGGCAGGUUACUGCUCUCCAAGUGUCAAUUGUAUCUGGUAAGUCAAUGUCUGUAAUGUGGGUAAAAAGCAUAAAAAAUGUCAAUAAGCUCUCAAAUACCGCCGCCUGUUUAGUUCACGUUGUAAAGCGCCGGAGGUCGAGUGUUCAAGCCCUAGACUGGACCAUCUUCCUUAGUCUUAAAUAUCUGAGGACAAUGUGCUGCCGCCUAAGCUGUGACAUCUGCAAAUGGUUUGAUAUUCUAGUCCCGGAUAAGAACGGAAAACCGUAAGCCCCGUUUCUUGCAUCUUCUCUGUAACUCAAGGAGGCACCUGAAAAAUUCCCUUUCAAAAGUUGUAAACUGCUCAAUGCAGUCUGCCCGAAAAUUUCCUAGAAAAGUGCUGAAAAGCGCAUAAUAGCACAUUAAAAUGAAGAAUGUGCAAGAUAAAUUUAUUGUUAUCAUCAUCAAUUGAAGCUUAAUUGGUAGCCGCUUUCCAUUAGCUCCUUAAUGUUUAUUUUCAGUUCUUCUACAAGUUCAAAUUUCCUUCAUUGUCACAAUUUUUGUUCCCAACUAAAUGGGAAAUUAAGUCAAUUUUAUCAAUACGUUUAUACUUUAACAGUGAUGAAUACUUCGUACCAACAAUUAUUCUCUCCUUUUCAGGAGCCAGAGCUUGUGUCGAACUUGGCUUGUAUAAAGAAGCAAGGAGCUGGUUGCAUAAGGGAUUGGCCGUAUCCUUUAACGAACGUUUCAAACGUGAUACGAGAUGCAAUGCGAGUAAUAUUUCAAGGGAAAUCAAUACGUUCCGGAGAGAUUCUUCAGCACAUAAUGGAAGCAAUGUUAUCUUAUACUGCACUGAGCAGUUUAAAGAAGCUAAAAUAUUCUUAAAGAGUUUUUUAGACUAUGCCACGAAACUUUACUCAAAAAAAAAGGCCAUAUUAAUUAAUUCCCAGAGUUUGAGCUGAAUACCCCUAAUUUUUGUCUUCAGACAAGCAUCACCAUGACGACCGAACCUAAACCAAUAAAUACGCUUCAGAGCUAGAUAAAACUCUCCAAUACCUUGAAAUCAAAUCUCUAAAAAAACCCACGUUCGAAUUAUCAUUCCAGUUUUAAGGUUCUAUCUAAUACUCUUAGUGUUUUUCAAAAAUACACAUUUCCAUUAAAUUUUCGCAAAUCUGCUGAUUUAUCGACCCUUGACACGUUUUAAGAUUGAAAAUGACGACCAACGUCUGCUUCGAUUACUAAGGAAAACUAAUGCUAAACUAAAAGUCAUAGCAAACAGUUCUUCCAAUCGUGGAAACGCUUAUCAAGGACGAGGACAGUUCAAAACAGCCAUCCAGUACCAUCAACGUCAUCUAGAAAUUGCUAAAGAAGUGGGAGACAAGGCCGGAGAGGGAAACAGUUAUGGCAACCUCGGCAACGCUUAUGACGGUCUAGGACAGUUCAAAACAGCCAUCCAGUACCAUCAACGUCAUCUGGAAAUUGCCAAAGAAGUGGGAGAUAAGGCCGGAGAGGGAAAAAGUUAUGGCAAUCUCGGCAACGCUUAUAAAGGUCUAGGACAGUUCAAAACAGCCAUCCAGUACCAUCAACGUCGUCUAAAAAUUGCUAAAGAAGUGGGAGACAAGGCCGGAGAGGGAAGAAGUUAUGGCAACCUCGGCAACGCUUAUCAAGGUCUAGGACAGUUCAAAACAGCCAUCCAGUACCAUCAACGUCAUCUAGAAAUUGCUAAAGAAGUGGGUGACAAGGCCAAAGAGGGAAAAGGUUAUUGCAACCUCGGCAACGCUUAUCAAGGUCUAGGACAGUUCAAAACAGCCAUCCAGUACCAUCAACGUCAUCUAGAAAUUGCUAAAGAAGUGGGAGACAAGGCUGGAGAGGGAAAAAGUUAUGGCAACCUCGGCAACGCUUAUCAAGGUCUAGGACAGUUCAAAACAGCCAUCCAGUACCAUCAACGUCAUCUAGAAAUUGCUAAAGAAGUGGGAGACAAGGCCGGAGAGGGAAGAAGUUAUGGCAACCUCGGCAACGCUUAUCAAGGUCUAGGACAGUUCAAAACAGCCAUCCAGUACCAUCAACGUGAUCUAGAAAUUGCUAAAGAAGUGGGAGAUAAGGCCGGAGAAGGAAAAAGUUAUGGCAAUCUCGGCAUUGCUUAUGACAGUCUAGGACAGUUCAAAACAGCCAUCCAGUACCAUCAACAUGAUCUAGAAAUUGCUAAAGAAGUGGGAGACAAGGCCGGAGAGGGAAACAGUUAUGGCAACCUCGGCAACGCUUAUCAAGGUCUAGGACAGUUCAAAACAGCCAUCCAAAACCAUCAACGUCAUCUAGAAAUUGCUAAAGAAGUGGGAGACAAGGCUGGAAAGGGAAAAAGUUAUGGUAACCUCGGCAACGCUUAUCAAGGUCUAGGACAGUUGAAAACAGCCAUCCAGUACCAUCAACGUCAUCUAGAAAUUGCUAAAGAAGUGGGAGACAAGGCCGGAGAGGGAAAAAGUUAUUGCAAUCUCGGCAACGCUUAUAAAGGUCUAGGACAGUUCAAAACAGCCAUCCAGUACCAUCAACGUCAUCUAGAAAUUGCUAAAGAAGUGGGAGACAAGGCUGGAGAGGGAAAAAGUUAUGGCAACCUCGGCAACGCUUAUCAAGGUCUAGGACAGUUCAAAACAGCCAUCCAGUACCAUCAACGUCAUCUAGAAAUUGCUAAAGAAGUGGGAGACAAGGCCGGAUGGGGAAAAAGUUAUGGCAACCUCGGCAACGCUUAUUGCAGUCUAGGACAGUUCAAAACAGCCAUACAGUACCAUCAACGUCAUCUAGAAAUUGCUAAAGAAGUGGGAAACAAGGCCGGAGAGGGAAAAAGUUAUGGCAAUCUCGGCAACGCUUAUCAAGGUCUAGGACAGUUCGAAACAGCCAUCCAGUACUAUCAGCGUCAUCUAGAAAUUGCUAAAGAAGUGGGAGACAAGGUCGGAAAGGGAAGAAGUUAUGGCAACCUCGGCAACGCUUGUCGCAGUCUAGGACAGUUCAAAACAGCCAUCCAGUACCAUCAACGUCAUCUAGAAAUUGCUAAAGAAGUGGGAGACAAGGCCGGAGAGGGAAACAGUUAUUGCAAUCUCGGCAACGCUUAUCAAGGUCUAGGACAGUUCAAAACAGCCAUCCAGUACCAUCAACGUCAUCUAGAAAUUGCUGAAGAAGUGGGAGACAAGGCCGGAGAGGGAGGAAGUUAUGGCAAUCUCGGCAACGCUUAUGACGGUCUAGGACAGUUCAAAACAGCCAUCCAGUACCAUCAACGUCGUCUAAAAAUUGCUAAAGAAGUGGGAGACAAGGCUGGAGAGGGAGGAAGUUAUUGCAACCUCGGCAACGCUUAUCAAGGUCUAGGACAGUUCAAAACAGCCAUCCAGUACCAUCAACGUCAUCUAGAAAUUGCUGAAGAAGUGGGAGACAAGGCCGGAGAGGGAGGAAGUUAUGGCAAUCUCGGCAACGCUUAUGACGGUCUAGGACAGUUCAAAACAGCCAUCCAGUACCAUCAACGUCAUCUAGAAAUUGCUAAAGAAGUGGGAGACAAAGCCGGAGAGGGAAAAAGUUAUGGUAAUCUCGGCAACGCUUAUGACGGUCUAGGACAGUUCAAAACAGCCAUCCAGUACCAUCAACUAGAGAUAAGACUGGAGAGGCGUGCUCACUCUCUUCCCUUGGAAGAAGUUUUGAGUGCCAAGGAAAUCUUAUGAUGGCCUUUGACUGUUAUUACUCGAGUGUAGAAUUGUAUGAUGACAUCAGGGCCAGUCUUCAACUCAACGAUCAGUGGAAGAUUUGUUAUCGUAAUCAGCACCAAGGAGCAUACAAAGGUUUGUGGCGUAUAAAUGUCAAUCGAAGUCAAGUUGUGAAGGCUCUUCUUGCCACAGAGAAAGGACGUGCCCAAGCUCUGAGAGAUCUCAUGGUCACAAAAUAUCAGCCUGGAGAUUCUCUAACGCCCAGCGCAUCCCGCACUUCUCUGAGGUGGGUUCCAUUGAGCACAGUUUUCAUAGCUAUUAAUGGACCCUGCGUUUACUUCUGGGUUUGCCUCAGUGAAAAUAAUAUCCAGAUGAGAGAAGUACACGUGAACAAAUACAAGUAUGAGAAUGAAUUGAAAUUUUUCAUCCAGCUACUGAACAAAACUGUUCUUAAGGAGAUCAGUAAAGGAGAUACUGUUACCAUGGAAAAUCCUCCGCUUGACUCGCCUCGGACAGACGAGGAAGUGGCCAAUGAUGUGAUCCAAGUUGAUGUGAGGCACUCCCAAUCAAGUGCUUUAAAGAAGCUGCAUGACAUCAUCGUUACUCCUAUUGCUGACCUCAUCGAAGGCAACGACGAGAUCACAAUCGUUCCUGAAGGGCCAUUUUGCCUCGUACCUUAUGCAGCGUUGCAGGACUCCAACUCGUCUUAUCUAAGUGAUUCUUUCAGAAUUCGUGUGCUUCCCUCUCUCACGACCUUGCAACUAAUUCAUGAUUGUCCAGCAGACUUUCACGUGAAGACUGGUGCAUUGCUUGUCGGCGACCCAUGUUUCAAACACAUCAUCUAUGAGGGCACACUUUUGAUGCAACUUCCAGGAGCAAGAAAAGAAGCGGAGAUGAUCGGACGUAUCCUCAAUGUCUCCCCUCUCACUGGAGAAAUGGCAACAAAAGAUGAAGUGUUAAAACGAAUAUCAUCAGUGGCCUUAGUUCAUAUAGGAGCGCACGGUAAAAUGGAAACUGGAGAAGUUAUCCUAGCACCAAACACCACAAGAGAUAGCCCUCAGCCGCUAGAGAAAGACUAUCUACUGACGAUGAAAGAUGUCAUAGAAGCUGGGUUGCGAGCACGUCUGGUUGUACUUAGCUGCUGUCACACUGCUCGUGGGGAGGUCAUGGCCGAGGGUGUGGUCGGCAUGGCGCGUGCACUUUUGGGUGCCGGUGCCAGAUCUGUUGUGGUAACCUUGUGGGCGAUUGGCGACGAGGGGACCCUGGAGUUCAUGAGUUUCUUUUACGAUGCACUUUCCAAAGGCAAGAAGGCAAGUGAAGCUCUCAAUCAGGCCAUGAAGUGUAUGAGGGAAAUUGAAAAGUUCAAAGAGGUGAUUUACUGGGCACCAUUUGUACUCAUUGGUGACGACGUCAUCCUGGAUUUCAAUGAGAUUUAG